Molecule: messenger RNA, 351 nt
Organism: Ostertagia ostertagi
Lineage: Eukaryota; Metazoa; Nematoda; Chromadorea; Rhabditida; Trichostrongylidae
Source: the annotation of a GenBank genome assembly
AUGGUCCCCAUCAUAUCCACUGAUGGCUAUUUGAAUUCGAGCCUCCUCACCUCACAUUGUAUGGACACUAUGAAGCUGAUUCCUACUCUUACUAUUCUGCUGGUCGUCUUCAUAAUGUUCGUAGCCAAAACCGAGCAGAGUGAUGUGCCAUCUGUUUCCCGACCGCUGCACAGAAUAUCACGCUCAUCACUGCCACUCUCCUCCUUGUUGGUACCGUAUCCGCGAGUUGGCAAGCGCUCUUCGAUCUCAAGCGACAACACAAUGUACUCUCCAAUGUCAAUCAAAAAACGCCUGUAUGUUGCCCGUGUCGGCAAAAGACGUUAUUUGUAUACGGCUCGUGUUGGAAAGUAG